This is a messenger RNA of Eurypyga helias (sunbittern), 450 nucleotides long. It is a transcript of the gene USB1, whose product is annotated as U6 snRNA biogenesis 1. Gene Ontology annotation, molecular function: 3'-5'-RNA exonuclease activity. The record is from RefSeq and is a predicted model, not a curated record. The annotation marks the transcript as partial. Gene Ontology annotation, biological process: U6 snRNA 3'-end processing. Gene Ontology annotation, cellular component: nucleus. The transcript has 5 exons. NCBI's taxonomy places the organism in Eukaryota, Metazoa, Chordata, Aves, Eurypygiformes, Eurypygidae.
UCGCUGGCUGCCAUGGAGGAGUUCCACCUCAGCCUCUCGCAGUGCGUGGUGCUGCGCUACCACUGGAUCGACCCCUUCGUCCGCUCCCUCAAGCAGCGCCUGGCCUCCUUCUACAGGUUCUUCUGCGUGGCUGACCGCGUGAAGGUUUAUACCAACCAGAACAAAACCAGGACCUUUAUUGGCUUGGAGGUCUCUGCUGGGCAUUUCCAGCUGCUGGAGCUGGUCGCAGAAGUGGACAGAGUUCUGGAAGAAUUUGACCUUCCCACAUUCUACAAGGACCCGUCGUUCCAUAUCAGCUUGGCCUGGUGUGUCGGGGACCUGUCUGACAGGCUGGAAGGGCAGUGUCUGCAGGAGCUCCAGGACAUCGUGGAUUUUUUCCUGCUGCGUGUCCAGUGGGAGCAAAUCCGCUGCAAGUCAGGGAAUAAGUACUUCUCCUUCCCUUUGAGGUAG